Molecule: messenger RNA, 1506 nt
Organism: Salvia miltiorrhiza (redroot sage)
Lineage: Eukaryota; Viridiplantae; Streptophyta; Magnoliopsida; Lamiales; Lamiaceae
Product: UDP-glycosyltransferase 13-like
Exons: 1
Coding region: 78-1409 (443 amino acids)
Molecular function (GO): UDP-glycosyltransferase activity
Source: RefSeq, a predicted model, not a curated record
AAAUGAAAAUUGAAGGUAAUUAAACGCUCUGUUUUAUAGAGUAGUCUCACAUUUAUCAUCCAUAAACAAUACCAAGCAUGAAUGAAGCAUCCCAUGUCGCCCUCUUCCCCUGCGCCGGAAUGGGCCACCUCAUCCCAUUCCUCCGCCUCGCCGCCGACCUCCACUCUCGCGGCGCUGCCGCCACCAUCAUCACCGCCGAGCCUACCGUCAGCGCCGCAGAAUCCGACUACCUCUCCAACUUCUUCGCCACAUUCCCGCGCAUCAAACGCCUCCAACUCCACCUCCUCCCUCACAAGAAAUCCCAGCUCACCAACGACGACCCUUUCUUCAUCCAAAUGGAGCGCAUCGCUGACUCAGUCCAUCUCCUCCAACCCUUGCUUUCUUCCCUCUCGCCGCCUCUCUCCGCCGCCGUCGUCGAUCUCCCUGUCCUCAGCCGCGUCCUCCGCCUCGCCUCCCUCCCCAUUUACCCACUCAUCACCACCUCCGCCAGAUUCUUCUCCCUCAUGGCCUCUCUCUCUCAUCUCCCGCCCCACGAAAACGACCGCCUCGAAAUCCCUAAUUUAGGCUCCAUCCCCGUCUCGAGCAUUCCUCCGCCGAUGCUCGACCCCAACCACUACUUCGCCGCCAUGAUCACGACAAACACGGCGGCGCUGCGAGAGGCGAGAGGCGUUCUGAUCAACACAUUCGCCUCUCUCGAACCGGAAGCCGUCGAGGCUCUGCGCCGGAACGGAGUGGAUCACAUUCUCCCAAUCGGGCCGCUGCCGCCGUUUAAGAGAUCAGAAACCGUAAUUGUGCUCCCAUGGCUGGACGAGCAGGCGCCGGAAUCGGUGGUGUACAUCAGCUUCGGGAACAGAACGGCGCUGUCGAAAUCGCAGACGAGGGAGCUGGCGGCGGCGCUGGAGAUGAGCGGGUGCAAGUUCCUGUGGGUGGUGAAAGGGAGCAAGGUGGAUAAGGAAGACGGCGAGGAAGUGGAGGCGAUGGUGGGGGCGGCGUUUCUGGAGAAGACGGAGGGAAAGGGGAAGGUGAUCAAGGGGUGGGUGGAGCAGGAGAGGAUUCUGGCGCAUCCCGCCAUCGGAGGAUUUGUGAGCCAUUGUGGGUGGAACUCGGUGACGGAGGCGGCCGCGCUGGGGGUGCCGGUGUUGGCGUGGCCGAGGCACGGGGACCAGCGCGUGAAUGCGGAGGUGGUGGAGAGGGCAGGGGUGGGAGUGUGGGAGAGAGAGUGGGGUUGGGGCUGGGAGAGAUUGGUCCCGAGGGAGGAGAUUGCAGACAAGUUGAGGGCGGUGAUCGGAGACGGAAAGUUAAGGGCGGCGGCGAAGGAGGUGAAGCAGGAAGCGCGGCGAACCACGGAGGUUGGUGGGAGCUCCCAAAGGCUGCUUCAAGGACUCAUGGAGUCGUUCAAGACCAACUGAAAGUAUGCACUAAUAUCUGUAAUAAAACCAAACACAUUAUGAAUCGGCUGUUGAAAACAUUAAUUCACUCUUAUUUAUUCUAGUCUACGUGAUUCCC